AUGAUGACCAAGCAGCUCAUCUCAUGGCAACCGGCCGGGCUCUUCCACACAUGUACAAGGCUGGCCGCAGACAAGAAUGUUCUGGUAAAGCUCAGGAAGAAGACUGGCUACUCGUUCACCAACUGUAAGAAAGCCUUGGACAAGUUCAGCAAUGACAUAAAGCAGGCAGAGGUCUGGCUGCAUGAACAGGCCCAGAAAGAAGGAUGGAGUAAAGCCUCCAAAUUGCAAGGAAGAAAGACUGCAGAGGGUCUUGUAGGAUUGCUGCAUAAAGGCAACACUGCCGUGCUGGUGGAAGUGAAUUGUGAAACGGACUUUGUUGCCAAGAAUGUGAAGUUUCAGCAGUUGGUCCAGCAGGUGGCAGUGUCAACACUAAAGCAUUGCCAAAGUACAGAGGGAGACCAGUCCUCACACUUGAAGGGUUUCCUUGCUGGUGAAGAUUUUUUACAAAUGAAGACAGAAGAGUCAUCAUUGAAAGACCUUCUUGCUCUGACAAUUGGAAAACUGGGUGAGAACAUGAUAAUGAAGAGAGCUGCGUGGGUCACCGUCCCUUCCAACAUGUUUAUUGGUUCAUACAUGCAUGGGUCCCUACCUGCAGACAUGCCUUUCUUGGCUAAUAUGGCAUUUGGGAAGUAUGGAGCCUUGGCUAUAUGCAAGCCAAAUAACUGCAAAACCAACGUGACUGAAUUGGGACGUAGACUUGGCCAACAUGUGGUGGGUAUGAGCCCAUCGAGCCUGGGUUCUCUAGAAGAUGAAUCUGCUGGAGAGACAGAAACCAGGAUGUUGGCCCAGCCUUUUCUACUGGAGCCCAGCCAAACCGUAGGACAGUAUCUGCAGGCAUACGAUGUACAAGUGCUGGAUUUUGUGCGCUUUGAGUGUGGGGAGGAAGUGCAGACCACGUCGUAG
Molecule: messenger RNA, 903 nt
Organism: Nanorana parkeri
Lineage: Eukaryota; Metazoa; Chordata; Amphibia; Anura; Dicroglossidae
Gene: TSFM
Product: Ts translation elongation factor, mitochondrial
Exons: 6
Coding region: 1-903 (300 amino acids)
Biological process (GO): mitochondrial translational elongation
Cellular component (GO): mitochondrial matrix
Molecular function (GO): protein binding; translation elongation factor activity
Source: RefSeq, a predicted model, not a curated record